AUGGCGAGGGUCCACAUGGAUUGCAUUCGAGAGGAGCACAGGCGCCAUUGCUUCAUCGUGAGCGACGCUGACCUUCAGAGGUUCGAGAAUGGCGCCGCCGCCAUAUUGUCCUCGAGGACCUUCCACCACCAGCCGAAGACGAUCCCGACCGUUGUCUUCUUGGGAACGCUCUGCCCCCAGGGGGCAUCCAAGACGGUCAUAUGCCAGAGACAGGCGAGCUACUACGGCAUCUGCUCCUAUCACUUGGAGGAUCUGAAGAGCGACAGGCAGAAGACCAAGCACAAGGUCCAUGAUGAUGUCGAGAUGGAGCGCAUGGCUGGCGUUAGCCAGAAGCUUUACAUGAUCGAGCUGCGCCAGUCCGCGGGAAUCACUCCGAUGGCGAUCACGUGCGUUGGCACGACCACGAACAAGGUGCACGUCAUCUUCGACAGUCGCACCGCCGCGCCUUGCGUGCAGACCGCUCCGAAUGUCUUCAAGCCGUCGCAUGCGCCAGAGAAGCAAGCCAUUGCCGACGGCGCGGUCGACGCUGCUGCAUCAGGACCGUCGGGACAGUCGUGGUCAGACUUGGCCGCGCGAGUGGAGGCGCAGAACUUGAGGUCGAUCAAGUGGAGCGGGUAUGGGUCGCUAAAGAAGGGCGAGCGUCGUGGUGACGGCAGGAGCAUCGAGUACGACGGCCCAUACCCUGAGGUCAAGGACGUGUGGGAUAUGUUCCGGUGGCCGAUGGACUACUUCGGUGCGGCGGACGUGUCCAUCGGCCUCAACGAGGCGCUCCGGCAUGCGAACCAGGAUGACGGGCUGCAGUGCACAGUUGAUGGCACUGGCGCAGCCUUGACCAGAUUCGUGCACAACAUGACCAUCACCAAGGUGGGCCUCGGUUGGGCGGGCGUGGACGCCCCAGGGACUGCGUUGGCCAUGAUGAGUUGCCAAUUGUUGCAGUACUUCAAGAAGCACUACCCGGGUAAGCACGUGCCCGAUCAGGAGAGCAACGCUAUCAUGCCCACCAUCGAGUACGCCGUGGAGAUCGAUCACGAGAAGAAGGCAGAGCUGCGGCUGUCACCGCACGCGCCGAGGUGCAUGUUCAGCGACUACGAGGACUUCUGGAAGGUGGAGAUCAAGUCGACGAUCAAUCGUCUGAAAUCGGAGGGCCAGAAGGUGAAUUUGAACUCCAUCCUCCCGCUCAUUCUCAGCGAUCGUGCUGUGAACGCGAAGGCGAAGUGCAGCAAGUGCAACAAAGACUGCAUUAUGGAGUACGUUGACAUUCACGUGGCAGGCGUCUCCUGCAAGCCCUUCUCAAAGUUCGGCAAGCGGGAAGCCCUGGAGUCCGAUGAUCACAUGAGCGCAUUUGGAGCCUGGGCUGGGACUGUGCGGUAUACGAAGCCCAAGGUGGUCGUCUUCGAGAACUCGGACAGGUUCAGGGAGCAGACUCUCAUCACCUUGUUCGGAGACAUGUACGCCAUCGAAUGUUUGAAGUUGGGCGGGCCGUUCUUCGGCUGGGCAGGGAAGCGCGACAGGAUCUACGCAGUCAUGGUCAACAAGGAGUUCGUCACCGGGGUGGUGUUCAGCAUGAAGAACGUGCUCCCGUUGUUCCACAGGGUUCUGAAGUGUACGUUCCUGGAGUUCUUGGUGGCGGAUAAGGACGGUCGCUUGGGGGACAACUUGGCCGACGAGCUGGCAUGGGCGUCCAACCGACCCACUUCGAGGGCGCAGCACAAGUACGACACCGUGCACGACCUGAUCAACGCGUCGUCGGAGCCAUACUACGACGCACUGACGUUCGGCGAGCUCAAGUUCCUGGACGAGUACACGCUGAAGGGCAUCGCUGACGGGCGCGCGGUGAUGCUCAAUCAAAGUGAGGAACGCGGCUACGGCAUCAAGAGCAGCGAGGACGGGAUCUUGCAUCCGCUCAUCGCCAACCCAGCCCUGCAUUUCGUGGUGAGCAAUGCGAAGGGCAUCAAGAGGUGGAUCACGGGCUACGAGAUGCUGGUGUGCCAGGGCUUCCCCGUGCUCAACGAGCUGAGCAACCCUUGUGGAGAUUGCGUGAGGACGUGCAGCUAUGGGAGGCUGGUGGGAGACAAUGACCUUCCGCAGCGACACCGCAAAGACAUGGUGGUCGCAGCAGGUGACAGCAUGCAAGUCCCAGUGAUUGGCGCGGUGCUCUGCUACGUUCUCCUCUGCGUGCGGUUCGGCGACACGUACCCGAAGCAGAAGGCAAUCGUUGGGGACUUGGAGGUUCAGAGGAUGCGCCCGGAGGCCAGCGACCCGUUCGACUCGCUGGGCGAGAUUUUCAAGAACAAGGAGCGCAGGAGCGGCAAGAAGCGCAGGCUCUCGUAG
Molecule: messenger RNA, 2331 nt
Organism: Prorocentrum cordatum
Lineage: Eukaryota; Dinophyceae; Prorocentrales; Prorocentraceae
Source: the annotation of a GenBank genome assembly